Messenger RNA from Galeopterus variegatus (Sunda flying lemur), 1870 nucleotides. It is a transcript of the gene CENPBD1, whose product is annotated as CENPB DNA-binding domains containing 1. NCBI's taxonomy places the organism in Eukaryota, Metazoa, Chordata, Mammalia, Dermoptera, Cynocephalidae. Gene Ontology annotation, molecular function: DNA binding. The record is from RefSeq and is a predicted model, not a curated record. Gene Ontology annotation, cellular component: nucleus.
AUGCCUGGGAAGAGGCCCCCAAGUGCAACUGUCAGCCCCAGUGCCAUAAGGGAGCAGAAGGCAGUUACCCUCGACGUCAAAUUGGAAGUGUUGAGACGUUUCGAAGUGGGUGAAAAGCUCAGUCAGAUCGCAAGGGCCUUAGGCCUGGCCGUCUCUACUGUGGCGACCAUCCGUGAUAAUAAAGAGAAAAUCAAAGCGAGCUCACGAACAGCUGCUCCCCUGCGAGCCUCGCGGUAGACUCAACAUCGAAGCGCAGCAAUGGAGACCAUGGAGCCGUUGCUGAGCCAAGUGGCUCAAGACCAGAGCCAGCGAAAUGUGCCCCUGAGUAUUACCAUCAUCCGGGAGAAGGUUAAGAGUUUGUUUGAUGACUUACAGCGUGGACAGGGCGAAAGCUCUCCAACGGAGAAGUUUAGUGCAAGUAAAGGAUGGUUUGUGAGGGUCAAGGAGCGCCAUCAUUCGCCCCGCUUCAGGAUGAACAGUGCUCCGGGCAGCAAGAAGGAUGUGUAUUCAGACUCGCUGAAAAGCAUCAUCGAAGAAGGUGAGUACAGCCUUCGGAUGUUUUUUGAUGUAGAUGAGACAGGGCUUUAUUGGAAGAGAAUGCCUGAAGGAACGUUUCUUUCUGUGGAAGAGAAAGCUGAGCUGGGGUUUAAGUCAUCCAAAGAUCGCUUGAUGCUGCUUCUUGGUGGCAAUGCAGCUGGCGACUUUAAGUUGAAGCCCUUACUGGUGUACCACUCUGAAACCCCCAGAGCUCUGAAGGGGUACUCAAAGGUCAAAUUGCCUGUGAUUUGGCUUUCAAACAAAAAGGCUUGGGUAACCAGGAGCAUCUUUCAUGAGUGGUUCACAUACUGCUUUUGCCCUGCCGUUGAAGAAUACUGUGCCCAAAAUAAUCUCACUAACAAAGCAUUGCUCAUCCUAGACAAUGCACCAUGCCACCCAGUAAAUUUGAGUGAUCUUUCUGAAAACAUAAGAAUAGAGUAUCGUCAUGACAGUGCAGCUAACUCAAUCCAGCCCCUGGGUCAAGGUGUAGCCUCUGCUUUCAAAGCUCAUUACCUGAGAAGGACUUUUGAGCAUAUCCUAGAAGCAACAGAUGGUGAGGAUACAGCUACGAUCAGGGAAUUUUGGAAAAACUACAACAUCAUGGAUGCUGUGGACAAUAUCGCAGUAGCUUGGGAGAAACUCAAACCAGGGAUAAUGAACAGUGUGUGGAGGAAGAUUUGACCUGAGUGUGUUCAGUCCCAGAGUUUUUCUCAAACAGAUACCAUUGCACAGCUUCACCAAAACAUUGUGACCCUUGCCAAGAGUGUGGCCUUUGAAGAAGUUGUAGAGACUGACGUGGAGCAGUUGCUGCAGUUCCAUGAAGAUGAUCUCUCAAAUGAGGAACUGAUGCAGCUGGAACAGGAGCAGGCUGCAGGAGAGGAGGAGAGUGCAGAUGUGCCACCUGCCCUGCGUCAGCUGACCACAGGAGAACUGUCGGCAGCCUUCUCGCACUUCGAGGCCGGCUUGCAGGUCCUUACCAGUAGCAGCCUUGAUGAUGAGUGGAAACUGAAAGUUUCAAGAGCAAUCGAUGCAAUACAGUGCUACAGAGAAGUGUACCAUGAGAAGAAGCAGCACUCAGAGCACUUGUCUCAGGUCACUUUGCAGUGUGUGUUACCAGAAGUCAGCCAGAGUGAAGCCAGAAGCACCAAGAUGAUCUCAAGGGCUGAGGCCCAGCCAAGCCUCUCUGUUUCCCAAGGUUUAAGAUCCCUGGAAACCUUGCUGCUGGUAUUUCCAUUUUGGCACUUUAGAAUAUCAUAUUUUGGGGCUGCCCGGUGGCGCACUCGGUAGAGUGCGGCGCUUGGGAGCGCAGCGGUGCUCCCGCUGAGGGUUCGGA